CUGCCUGACGUUUCUGCACAGUUUACUGUUAUAAUAAUUUUUGUUUUUUUCCGGUGACUCGCCUCCUGAAGACGAAGCUCAUGAUCUCAUCUCGGUAAAAGCUUUGACGAGGCACCGAAGGUUCUUCAUGGCGUCUCCGCAACAGUCCAGAAUUCAGUCGUAUCUGGAAAAGAACAAAAUCGGACCUUUGUUUGAGGAGUUGAUGACCAAAUUGAUAACUGAGACUCCAGACCAUCCAAUCCCCUUUCUCAUUGAUCACCUGCAGACCAAACAAGACAGCCCUGGCAAGCAGCACAGAGCUCUGUCUGGCUCGGCCGCGCUGUGGGCACAGAGUUCUCCAGAAAACAAAAGCACUCGGAGGGAAUACUGCAACUAUGACAAGCCUUGGCAAAUCCACCCAAAGAAACCAAAGAAAUCCAAGAGUGACUUGGCUGUUUCCAGUAUCUCUCCGACGUCCACAGAGUCCAAAUCCUUGCCGCGAUCCAUCGAGUAUCCGUCCUGGGACUGGAGGGAGAGCCGAGACUUUGAUGAGCUGAGCCAUAUUCUGCAGGAGAGCAAGAAACUGGGUAAAGCUCUGGAAAGCCUGUCACGAAGCAUCGCUGUCUCUGAUGAACUCGACCAGAACUUUGGUGGCUAUAAGUCGAUGCUUCGCCCUCGGGUAGUGGGGGAAUGGAUCGGCCGUGAUGAAGUGGAUGCAGAUCCUUUAGCCGCUGAGAUGCUGCACCCCCCUGUUCCUCGAGCCAAGUCUGAAGUGUGCUCCAGUGGAGCCAGCAGCCCUGCUGGGAGCCUAAAGAUGGAAACGAAGAGGAAAGGGCUGAAGGAGCAGCAGCAGCGUCACAAGAAGCUCCUGGCUGCCAUGUUGUCCCGGGACUCCUUCAAUUCUGUGCACAGCCCCACCCACUCCAUCACAGAGGAUGAGAUGGAGGAUGAGGAUGAUGCCAUGGAGCUCCUCGAGGAUCUGGAUGACCUGCGGAUGGAGGGUGUGAUGGGUCUGGUUCCAUCCGGCAGUAAGUUCAGCCAGGGACGCAGCUCCUAUCAGCCCGAGCCACAGGCCAAAGUUACACUCAACAUCUGCUCGAGGUGUGCUAGGUUGCAGGGGGACAGUCUGUCAAACAGCAAAGCUGAAGAGGAUCACAGGCCUCAUAUUUCUGAGCAGGCUGUACCUGAUAUCAGCUCUCCAUUGCCUGGGGUGAACGUGGCUCAGGGACGGGUGCAGGAAUGCGAUGCCAUAUCUCAGGUAUCAAGCUCUCGUCAGUCUGUCUGGGAGGCUGAUCUGAAGCCUGUGAGAGGUUGGAGUUCUGUUGGGCAGACCAGCAUGCUACUGGGCGACCCCCUGUUUUCUAAAGAGCUGGAGAACAUGGGCAAGCAACUUGCUGAAGUAGAGAAGGAUCUAGCCAAACUGGCAGAAGCCGGGAAGAUGACCACACGCAGUGCUAGUAAUCCCCACAGUAGUCUACUCCACACUCCACUACGCCACAGAACGCUACCAGACAACCUUCCUCUUCCCAUCCAGCACUCCAGGCCCCCAUCUCCAGCUGGUAGCUUCUCAUCCAAACUCAGCAAUGUGGGCCUCCCCUUGCUCAGCCCCAAGUCCACAUCUUUAGUGAUGGGUCGGACUCAAUCUCCCAGCAACCCUGGAAGCAGGACUCAGACCCCCAGAACUCCCAGUAGACCCCUGACACCGAAUACCUUAUUGACACGCUCCAGCUUUAAUCCUGGAGGUCAUAAAGAGGUGACCUUCAGGAGGUCCCGGAGCCGCCCUGUGACACCCACAAGUCAACCUACACACACGAGGCCACUGCUCACCCCUCCUGGACUAAGCACGACUGACAGCCUUGGUGCCAGUCUUCGGGCCUAUCUGUCUGAGGAUGAGUUUUACCAGCAGUUACUGGCCCUCAGACAGCAGCCGUGGCACAUUCCCAGCGACACAGAUAGUGACAUUCUGGAACCUCCUGAACAGGACAAGAGUAGUGCACGAGAUGCCAAUAAGAGAUCUGUGUUUUCAGGUCUCUAAUGAUGAAGACCAGAGAGUCACCAAACUAUUAUGCAAACCACUGGACAUUUUGAAUACGUGUACAGAGGCAAUUAUUUUUAUAAUUCUUAUGAAUGAAAAAAAUAAAUGAUUGUAUACUUUUUCACAGAUGUUGAUAUUUCAUAGGACACUGUACUGCAGUCAUAUGUUAUAAUGUAAAAAUAUUACUUCACAUUAUGGAAAUUUGCUCUGUAGCAUGCUGUAAAAUUUCCAUGCGGCGGUUGGAAUAAGAUGCAUUGUU
This is a messenger RNA of Thalassophryne amazonica, 2273 nucleotides long. RefSeq names its product chromosome 1 C8orf34 homolog (gene c1h8orf34). The transcript has 15 exons. The record is from RefSeq and is a predicted model, not a curated record. Lineage: Eukaryota; Metazoa; Chordata; Actinopteri; Batrachoidiformes; Batrachoididae. Bases 128 to 2014 code for a protein of 628 amino acids.